GAGCAGCCAGGAUAUCUUUUAAUGCAGUUGUUUUUUAAUGAAUUUAAUAGCUACAGUACGGGCCAGAUGGUGAAUUGUGAAUUCUUCUAACUAAUCCCUUUGGGUAAAUCUGCAUAGCCACCAUGUUCCGGGAUUUGACAAGAAACAACAACCGUGGGUGGUUAAGAAAGGACAGUUUGAUUCCCUGGUAGUAUCACUGCACAUAUCAUGCUAAUCAACUGGAACUAGGAUUUAUCUGUCGGUAAUCUGUAAUUGAUAAAUCGGUGGUUUAAAACAGGAACAACAUUAUUGAGGUACAUAAUUUCUCUUUUACUUCUGGUUUUAAAUUCUACAUGGGUGUGGUCUUACGUUGCAUACCUCUGACAGCAUGUACAACUAUUACAUUAAUACAAGAUGGGCAUAAUUCUCCCUUUGUCUUUGUUUUGCACCUGUCUUUCUUGGGAUGUACCGGUGGACCUGGCUGUCAUCUGGGAUCAUGUUCAUCUUCUGCUGUGUGACUGGGGACCAUGACGACAGAGGUGGGAUCUGAGACGGAGGUGAGGAAAGAACCGGAGAAGGCAGAGGAGCAGCCUGCAGCACCUGAAUCAGAACCAGCAGCCACCAACCAGACAGACGAGUCCAAGGCCGCAGAGCAGUCCGCCAACGACCACCCCGCUCCGGCCACCGACUCAGCCGAGGCCCCCACAGAGGCCAAGGAGAAGCAGGAGGAGGCCCAGCCCGCCGACAACGCCACACCACAGGAGGGCGAGGACACCCCAGCCUCACCACCAACCUCAGAGAAGAAAGGCAUCUCCAGGUUCCUCCCUCCAUGGCUUAAGAAGCAGAAGUCUCAGAGCCAGGUGGGACCCAAAGAGAGCCAGGCUGCACCCAAGGAGGAGGCAGGCGUUGCCUCCGUGAAGGAGGAGGACGGUGAGAAGGGGGAGCAGGCCGAGGCAGAGCAGACGUCAUUGGCCACAGCAGCCGAACCACAGGUGGAAGAAGAGAAAAUAAACGGAGAGCCGAAACCAGAACAGAAAGAGGAAGUGAAAUCGGAGGAAAAAGAGGAGGAGAAUCAUUCCACUGGCAGUGCAGACUCUCAGCCUGCUAAGGAGGAGAAAGCAGCAGAGGAAUCUCAGGAGAAGAGCGCAGCAGAAGAGGAGAACAAGGAGGCAGAGGAAGGAGGAGAGGAGAAGAAAGACGAGGAAGAGAGCCCGAAGCCUGAGGGUGGACAUUCUUUUAUCAAGUCACCGCUGAAACUGACCAAGAAGGUGAAGAUGGUGAUGUGUCACGUGACCAUGCUUGAUGGAAGCCAGUUCCCCUGCGAGGUGGAGAAACGGGCCAAAGGCCAGUACCUGUUCUUUAAAGUGUAUGAAGCCCUGAACCUACUGGAGAAGGACUACUUUGGGUUGAGUUACAAAGACAACUCUGACCAGACGUGCUGGCUGGACCCUACAAAGGAGAUCAAACGUCAGAUCCGCAAUGCCACCUGGCAGUUUGCGUUCAAUGUCAAGUUCUACCCUCCGGAUCCAUCCCAGCUGACCGAGGAUAUUACCAGAUAUCUCCUGUGCCUUCAGCUCCGGCAGGACAUAGUGUCGGGGCGUCUGCCCUGCUCCUUCGUCACCCACUCCCUGCUGGGUUCCUACGCCCUGCAGGCCGAGCUGGGAGACCAUGACUCCGGCGAGCACCGCCUCGACUACAUCAGCGACUUCCAGUUCGCCCCCUCACAGACCAAGGAGAUGGAGGAGAAGGUGGUGGAGCUCCACAAAACUCACAGGGGGAUGACUCCUGCUCAAGCAGAUGCCCAGUUCUUAGAAAACGCUAAGAAGUUGUCGAUGUACGGUGUGGAUCUCCACCACGCCAAGGACUCUGAGGGAGUGGACAUCAUGCUGGGAGUGUGUGCCAACGGCCUGCUGAUCUACAAAGACCGACUCCGGAUAAACCGCUUUGCCUGGCCCAAAAUCCUCAAGAUUUCAUACAAACGCAGCAACUUCUAUAUCAAAAUCAGGCCGGGAGAGACAGAGCAGUUUGAGAGCUCUGUGGGCUUCAAGCUGCCCAACCACCGUGCUGCCAAGAGGGUCUGGAAGGUCUGCGUGGAGAAUCACACCUUCUUCAGGUUGAUGACUCCAGAAGCGCCCACUAAAGCCAAGUUUCUCACGCUGGGCUCCAAGUUCAGAUACAGUGGGCGGACCCAGGCCCAGACACGACAGGCCAGCACCCUCAUCGACAGGCCGGCACCCUACUUCGAGCGAACCUCCAGCAAGCGUAUCUCACGAAGCCUGGAUGGAGCUCCAGUGAUUAACGUGACUGAGGCCCGGGAGUCAGCCCCCACCUCUGGGGAGAACGGCAGGGAGCCUGGCCUGGAACUCUCCUCUGAUUCCAAGGUAGAGGAGGAGCCUAGCGAAGGGGCAGCGGCCACACCUACUGAGGGCACUGAGAUGAAAGGAGAUGAGCCAGACUCCUCCCAACAGGACCUGGAUAAGACUCAGGAGGAUGUUUUGAAACAUCAGGCUAGCAUUAGCGAGUUAAAGCGCAGUUUUAUGGAGGCCACCCCUGAGCCGCGUCCCAGUCAGUGGGAAAAGCGCCUCACAGCCAGCCCGGCUACCAGCCUGCGUCUGCAGGCCCAAGGGAGCUUGGAAGAGGAAAUGACCUCCAUUUUAUUCAGUAAAUUUGCCUGCGAGUCUGGUCUGGUUGAUCCCGGCUGCACUACCACUAGGCGAGCAGCAGAGGGUGCUGUAGUCACUGCAUCUGUCCCUCUGGCCUCAGCUCUACUCACUACCGAGGUGCUCAGUACAGAUGAAUCAAAACCAAGAAAACAUCAGAGAUGCCCCCCAUCCAGAACCCAGGAGCCUCUCCCUGACCUCACGGUGGACACGGUCGCCAAGAGCGCAGAUGAUAAACAGAAAUCCGGCGAGGCGGCAUGGCAGGCAGCAGAGGUUGAGAUAGAAGAGACGGUAGUCGUCGAGGAGAUCAGGGUGGCCCCCAAAGGCUCCGUCACCGUCACCACCCCUGAGGUGAUCACCCCCGUCGCCGUGGAGACUGAGGUCGAGAAGCCCAAGGAGGAAGUUAAGGAGGAGCAGAAGAGGCCUGUGAGCGUGUCCUCGGACAGUGAGGAGGAGGAGGAGGAGGAGGAGGCGGGGGAGUACCAUCCGCAAGUCACCGUCAGCGCCUCAGUGGACCAGAUCAAAGAAGAGCCCGAGGAAGAAGAAGAGGAGGAACAGCAAGUCAAUGAAGAGCCAGUUGCAGAACCACUCCCAAAGCCAGUGGUCGAGGUAAAGGCCCAGCCUGUCCCUGCAGUAGUGGAAGAAACCUCGGCGACAGAACCACAACUAGCCCCUGUGGCGGAGGAGAGCCCCGAGGACAUCCUGGUUACCCCUGACGAGGCCCCUAACGGGCACGCCGAGUCCCCUGAGGGCCAUCCCGGCCCCGUUCCCCUGGAAGAGGAGGAGGAGGAGGAGGAGGAGCCCAGAGUCAACGGGGACGCGUCUCACUCCGAGACAGAGCGCCUCCCCCAGGUUAUGUGUUGCUCUGAGCCACCCGUGGUGAAGACCGAGAUGGUGACCAUCUCAGACACGUUUGCGGCCCAGAAGACCGAGAUUGCCACUAAGGAGGUUCCCAUCGUGCACACCGAGACAAAGACCAUCACGUACGAGGCUGCACAGCUGGACGGCAGCGGAGACGGCGAACCAGGCGUUCUCAUGACGGCCCAAACCAUUACCUCGGAGUCACUGUGCACCACCACCACCACACACAUCACCAAGACAUUAAAAGGCGGUCUCUCAGAAACCAGGAUCGAGAAGCGCAUUGUCAUCACCGGAGACUCGGACAUCGACCACGAUCAGGCCUUGGCCCAGGCUAUAAAGGAAGCCAAAGAGCAGCACCCUGACAUGUCAGUGACUCGGGUGGUGGUCCACAAAGAGACAGAGCUGGCAGAGGAGGGCGAGGACUGAGGCGCCAGAGCUGAGAGCCUGUGAAGUUCAUACUUGGAUGUUUGAGAAGCUCCUGUCAUCUCCCAAACCGAGAGUCAACCUGGUGGGAAGACUGUCGGACAACCCCGAGGCUGAACUCCUGUGUUUCAUUGCACAUGUUCCUUUUUUAUCACUCAGAAGAAAACCACUUAGCUAACAUUUGUAGCGUGUUUAAAUUGUUUUGUGCUUUUGCAAAAAUAAGAAAAAAUUCUGCCAUUAUUAGAACCAGACAGGAUUUAUCAAGUUGUCAUUUUUAUUGUUGAGUAGUAUUCACAUUCCUAGUAUGUACAGACGGGUAAUGUUAUGAGAAAGUCAUUUCAAUAUCUAUCUUCCUGUAUUCAUGCAGUUGCAGGUGGACAGGUAUUAAGACUAAGUGGGUAUAUUAGCUUUGGGCCUGGUCUUGUUCCAUGUUGUCUUAGAGUAAAAUGUUUAUCCGUUUUUGGGAAAAAGGAAGAACAGCAAAUUUGUAUUUAAUUGGGUGAGUUUCCAGGGGACUAGCAAAGGACGAAGCACUGUGUCAUUUUGUACAUUGCACUACAGUGCCAACACAUGUUCUUCUCUAUGCAUUCAUAACAAAAACAUUCCAUUAAAGGGCAGGUGCUUUUCCUCUAUCUCCCUCAGAAAAACCACAACAAAAUUUAAAUUAAAAAAAUCAUGAAACACUUAGGCAGCUUGGAAACUUGCUUUUCCAUAACUUUCUGGCAUCAUUAAUCAGAAAUAUAUUUGUAGAAACAUAUAUUUUUUGCUAUCUUUUAAACUUUUUUUGUCCAUCAGUAAACUGAUUUAGAUGUUGAGGUGUUUUUUUUUUUUGCCCCUUCUUAAAUAUUUUUAAUAUAUUUCAGAGGUUUUUUGACAACUAAAAGAAAUACACAAAAUUGCCACUAUUUUUAUCUUUUACCUGUAGAUAAAGAAGAUGGCUGCCCUUAGCUCUCUCUGCAAUCUGACCAACCUCACUAAACCCAAUGACGGUGUCAAUUUGCUAUUUGGGCCCAGUGUAUAGCAAAUAAUCUUUAGAUUUUUAGCAGCUUUAAAAUGUUGUCUCCCCCUUCUCCCCCACAGCCACCCCACCCUCUGUGUAACACUGUUGAAAUAAAAUGUUGUUAUUCUCUGA
This is a messenger RNA of Salmo salar (Atlantic salmon), 5055 nucleotides long. It is a transcript of the gene epb41l2, whose product is annotated as erythrocyte membrane protein band 4.1-like 2. Gene Ontology annotation, biological process: actomyosin structure organization; cortical actin cytoskeleton organization. The record is from RefSeq and is a predicted model, not a curated record. Gene Ontology annotation, molecular function: actin binding; structural molecule activity. Lineage: Eukaryota; Metazoa; Chordata; Actinopteri; Salmoniformes; Salmonidae. Gene Ontology annotation, cellular component: cytoskeleton; plasma membrane.